Molecule: messenger RNA, 1132 nt
Organism: Capsella rubella
Lineage: Eukaryota; Viridiplantae; Streptophyta; Magnoliopsida; Brassicales; Brassicaceae
Product: protein SRG1
Exons: 4
Coding region: 201-1004 (267 amino acids)
Source: RefSeq, a predicted model, not a curated record
AAAAUUAAAAAUAUUUUCCAUAUGUUAAAACCAAUAGUCUUCAUUAGAUAUAAGGUUAUCUAAAGUUUCUUUAUCUUUCAAGAAGCAACGGUCAUGGAAGGCAAAGGAGCAACCCGGAGCUCUCUCAUAGUUCCUUCUGUUUAAGAAAUGGUGGAGGAGAAGAUGAUCACUGCGGUUCCUCCGAGCUUGUAAACCAUGGAAUGGACUCAACUUUCUUGGAAAAAUUCAAGUCGGAGAUUCAGGAUUUUUUCAACCUUCCCAUGGAAGAGAAGAAGAAGUUGUGGCAACAGCCCGAUGACAUCGAAGGAUUUGGACAAGUAUUUGUGGUUUCAGAAGAGCAGAAACUCGACUGGUCAGAUAUGUUCUUCCUUACAAUGCAACCUGUUCAAUUACGCAAGCCUCACUUGUUCCCCAACUUACCUCUUCCCUUUAGAGAAACACUAGACACGUAUUCGGCUGAAGUGAAAAGCAUAGCUAAGAUCCUACUGGCGAAAGUAGCUGUAGCACUGAAGAUCAAACCCGAGGAAAUGGAAGAGUUGUUUGAUGAUGAGUUAGGGCAGAGAAUCAGGCUGAAUUACUACCCUCCUUGUCCAGAGCCAGAUAACGUUAUUGGUGUAACUCCGCAUUCUGAUUCUACAGGACUCACCAUACUGUUGCAGGUUAAUGAAGUUGAUGGUCUCCAAAUCAAGAAAAAUGGCAAAUGGGUUUCUGUCAAACCUCUCCCAAAUGCUUUUGUUGUCAACAUCGGAGACAUCUUAGAGAUCAUAACGAAUGGGACAUACCGGAGUAUAGAGCAUCGCGGAGUUGUGAACUCAGAGAAAGAGAGGCUUUCUGUGGCAUCAUUCCACAGUAUGGGAUUUGGUAAAGUUAUUGGUCCGAUGAGAAGUCUCGUGGAAAGGCAUGAGGCUGCAAUUUUCAAAAGUGUAACCACUGAGGAGUAUUUCAAUGGCUUGUUCUCCCGUGCACUUGAUGGAAAAGCUUACCUCGAUGUUAUGAGAGUCUAAAGGAAGCAAUGAAUAAUACUAUCAGCUUCUUCUCUGUUUUCCUACUUUCUACAAAUACGCAAUCCCUCUUUCUCACCUUCAAUGGCCAAUAAAUAACGUUUUUGCUUCAUCGCAUUAGUGUUGCUAAA